This is a messenger RNA of Xylaria bambusicola, 1602 nucleotides long. RefSeq lists its product as uncharacterized. Gene Ontology annotation, molecular function: protein binding. The transcript has a single exon. The coding region runs from base 386 to 1387 and encodes 333 amino acids. The record is from RefSeq and is a predicted model, not a curated record. Lineage: Eukaryota; Fungi; Ascomycota; Sordariomycetes; Xylariales; Xylariaceae.
GAGACUUUUGGGCUUCUUUAAUGAAAAGGUUGCUGGUUGUAUAUUACUGCUAGAAGAUAUCAGUUCUAAGAACUUUUAAAUAUAUAUAUGUAUAUAAAUCGUAGAGCUACAAGACGCUUACAGUUGAACUCUUCUCAGCUUAACUCAACAGCUCCAGAAUGGCCAUUCAGGGUUUAGGCUUGGCUUACAGGGUCUAGAGCCGCAUGUCAGCGCACCGACGGCCUGAUGCCCCCGCCUAAGCACCCCAAAUCCGAGUGCCAGUGAACCUCCAACUUCAAAAGGGAGGCAGACACGCAAUAAUAAGUAUCCUUGCCACUCUUGCUUGACAUCAAACUCAUAUCGUGUGGAAAUACGAAAGCCGAGGUUCAAGUCGCCAGCAACAACCAUGCCGAAAAUUGACAUCUGCGAGGAUGAGGAGCUGGGCGUGUUGGAAGACAAGACGGAGCUUCUAAUCCUCCGCUCAAAGAGGACAGAACGUGCGCGGAAGAAGCAAACGAAGAAGGCCGCGAGGGUGAAAGGCGCUCCUCAGGAUUUUCUUAGCUUACUUCCCUAUGAAAUUAUCAUCGAGAUAUUAAUCCUUCUGAGGCCGAGCGACCUAUUCCUCCUUCAACAGACGAGCAAGUCGUUUUAUCACUUCAUAGCUCAGGAAGAGGCACGGAUUGCUCGGACUGUAUCAGGGUGGCGUUAUGCCAGUCUCCAGAAGUCCUUCCGACUGCCCGUAUUGGUCGCAGAUAUCGACCCGGCCAUCCAGAAUUUGCUGCAGAUUCCAGAGCGUCAGGAAAUCCUGACUAUCCACAAGAAACCGUACCAACAUAUAAAACCCCCCGAGCCCACCGAAGUGUGCACGUGCCUCACUUGCACGCUUCGAUGGUCUGCGCUCGCCAUCAUCGUGGAUUUUGCCCACUGGCAAGACAAUCUCGACAAGGGUGAACCGAUUCCCAUGAGUCCACGGGGCAAACUUCCAGAAUGGAACCAAACUAUCAUCUCUGCUCACGCCAACAUUGUGCGGAAGGCCCUGUACAGUCCACUCUGGUAUGCCCGUUUGUUAGAAGUCCACCUUAACUCGACGACGCGAUCAAUACGUAGGCAUGUCGCGAACAAGGGAAACAAGCGGAGGAGGUUUCGGAUGACCAACGAGGAUGUGAAUUCAGGCACCGACGCUUUUCUCGAUCGCGGUGGGCCAUCGUCGCUUGAUUUCCCAUACCAUAGGGAUAACUACUACCUACUUGAGACUUUCGUGCCAAAUAGAAGCUGGAGCCAUGACAUGUACAAGUGGCUCUACGUCCCCGCCGAACAACAUGACAGGGAUAUUGAGUUUGUUGUCAUGUGGGCGGAACGGCGGAGGAGGGCUGAGCUUGAACAGAAAAGAUUAGCGACAGCGACUUGAAAACUAGUCUCACGACCUGGAACAGCAUGAUCGUGUCGGUUUUGGGGUUAUCAAUUAAUAUCAUAGUGGGUUUUAUAUUUGCACUAUUUAGCCAUCAAAUGGAGGGACUUCAUGUCUCAGCGCUUGUUUGGGUCAGAACACCGUUCCCAGCAUAGAUGGGGAUUUCUACCAGAUCAUUCUCUUAAACACUACCAAAGAGUGGAUACAUCUUGAUA